Cylicostephanus goldi is the source of this 477-nucleotide messenger RNA. The record is from the annotation of a GenBank genome assembly. Lineage: Eukaryota; Metazoa; Nematoda; Chromadorea; Rhabditida; Strongylidae.
AUGGCCUUGGGUAACGGCUAUGUCAACGAAAAAAUGAACAUUGACACAUCCAUACGGUAUGCCUACGGUCAUGGUAUCAUCGACGAGAAGACUUGGAAUACCUUAGAACGUGACUGCUGCAACAAAUGCAUCGAUACUUGCGAUUUUACCCAGUCCCAUGAGCCUCUCUAUAGCGAUGCCCCCUGCCUCAAUGAUACCGACGUCAUCGUCUACAUGAAUGACCAAAAAGCCAAUGUACGAGUUCUCCUCUACUAUGGUGAUACCGAUAUGGCCUGCAAUUUCAUGAUGGGUCAACAAUUCUCGGACCAGCUUGGGCUCAAGACCAAUACCCUGUCGAUGGGUGCUUGGUCGAAAAGAGUACGGUACGGUAUGGGCGAGACUUUAGAGUUUCGAGGAGCCGGUCAUAUGGCACCACAAUGGCGAGCACCACAAAUGUACUACGUCAUACAGCAGUUCCUUCUUAACCAUCCUAUUUAA